AUGGCUACUAUUCACAACUUUGCAAUGAUGAAUGGUGGAAUGGGAAUAAUGCAGCCUCAAACUGUACCCAUUUUAACCCAAGAUAUCACAAUGCAGGCAAGUGUCCAGCAGCAGGCUGUACCCACUGCUGCUCUGCCGCCACCUGAACCAAAAAAAUAUAAUUCCACUUCAAGUGCUGAAGGGUGUCCAUUACCUCCGUCAAUGCAAAACUUUACCCAGAUCGGGACCCUAACUCCAGGGCCCGGUUCCAGGCUAAGUAUUAUGGCCAUUUUGGGGUCUCCUUUACCAAAGUUGACAUCCGAUCAAAUGGAUGCAGUCACAAGAGCUAAGAAAUAUGCUAUGGAGCAAAGUAUUAAAAUGGUUCUAAUGAAGCAAACACUUGCUCAUCAGCAACAGCAAGCCAAGUCUUUCCAUCGCCAUCAAGCUUUGGUACUCAUGUGCAGAGUAUAUGUUGGGUCAAUCAGCUUUGAAUUGAAAGAGGAUACCAUUCGCCAGGCGUUCAGCCCGUUUGGUCCUAUAAAAUCUAUCAACAUGUCAUGGGAUCCAGUGACGCAAAAGCAUAAAGGUUUCGCCUUUGUUGAAUAUGAUAUCCCAGAAGCCGCCCAACUAGCGUUAGAACAAAUGAAUGGAGUGAUGCUAGGUGGGCGGAAUAUCAAGGCCGAGAUUUAUUGGCUUAACAUGCCUCAAGCCCAAUCUGUAAUUGAUGAGAUUACAGAGGAAGCCAAGCAGUACAACAGAAUUUAUGUGGCUUCAAUUCAUCCAGAUCUAUCUGAAGAAGACAUUAAAAGUGUGUUUGAAGCAUUUGGAACAAUUAAGUACUGUAAAUUACAACAAGGUAGUUCACCUCAUCGACAUAAAGGAUAUGGUUUUAUCGAAUAUGAGACAAAGCAGGCUGCCCAGGAAGCCAUUGCUUCGAUGAACUUGUUCGAUUUGGGUGGUCAAUAUCUGAGGGUAGGAAGGGCCAUUACUCCACCCAAUGCCCUUCAUGGCCCCGCAUCAUCUUCAAGUCAGAUGCCAACGGCCGCUGCGGUAGCGGCUGCUGCAGCCACUGCUAAGAUUCAAGCGAUGGAUGCUGUCGCUACUAAUGCUGUCAUUGGUCUUUCGAAGUUGACUUCAACACUGGGAACUCCUGCCGUGAUCCCCGCUACAGUUCCUCUUGUCCCGACCCAAGCAGGCGUCCUCCCUCCUCCUGGCAUCGCCAUUCCCCAGCCCCUGCCCGUCGCAGGACAGUUCAGGGCUCCUCAACCAAUCAUUCCAGCUCCAGGUGUGGUUGCACCUACUCUGAUUGCGACACCAGCGGCAACAAACAGCCAGGAGGCGCUGCGACGAGCGCAGGAACAGGCACAGUUAAAACAACAGGAAGAACUUCAGAAGAAACUACUUGAAGAAAAUGAGCCUCAGACGUUACAACAGCAAGAGAACAUGUCGAUUAAGGGUCAGAGCGCCAGGCACCUGGUCAUGCAGAAGCUUAUGAGGAAAGUUGAGAGUCGUGUAGUCAUUCUACGGAAUAUGGUUGCACCUGAGGAUGUUGAUGAAUCUCUACAGGAAGAAAUACAGGAGGAAUGUAGCAAGUAUGGUACUGUCGACAGGGUUAUCAUUUAUAAUGAAAAGCAGUCAGAGGAUGAUGAUAAUACUGACAUAAUUGUGAAGAUUUUUGUAGAGUUCUCAAAAAUGAAAGAGGCGGAGGCUGCAAGAGAUGCACUCAAUGGAAGGUUUUUCGGUGGACGCCUUGUCAAAGCCGAACUUUAUGACCAAACUCUUUUUGACCAUAGUGACUUUUCUGGUUGA
Nezara viridula (southern green stink bug) is the source of this 1788-nucleotide messenger RNA. Lineage: Eukaryota; Metazoa; Arthropoda; Insecta; Hemiptera; Pentatomidae. The record is from the annotation of a GenBank genome assembly.